GGGUCUUGGUAACAAAACGAUAACCUGGUUCAGAUCUGAGUCUGGACCAGGUCCCAAAAAGAAAGGCCUCUUUUCCUAGAGCCAAUCAAACGGGACAAACCAGAAGGUGCCUUCAGGUUCAGGCCCCCGGGCCGUGAAAAGGCCCUCAGCUGGAGCUGAUUGCAGAGCUGCACGUGCAGAAAAGCACGAGGACACACGAGCGUCCUGUCUGUUUAAAAAGUGCCAUUUAAAGUAAAAAUUAAUCCAAAUAUUUUGUACGGAAAUGAGCAUAAUGGACGUGAAGAUGGUUCUCGUGCUGCUCCUCGGCUUCACGCGCCCCGGGGCAGCUGGACUGUGCAGCGUGGAUCGCUGCACUGACCGCAGCAGAUGCGUCCUGUCCGCAGACCAGCGGAGCUGCAGGUGCGCCACCGGCUUCUACUCCGAUCUGUGCGACAAAAGUGCACAGAUCCGAGUCAUGUGUGGCACUGACCACAUGGCCAUCAGAGCUACGGAAGACUUUUUCAAGUAUCACAAGGUGCCGCUGGAGUCCCUCCAUCUACCCAACAAACUGUGUCGCGCUGAGAGAGAGACCAUCGGCGGCGUCUCCUUCUACAUGUUCAGGGUUUCCAAAGAGAAGUACCUGAGCUGUGGAGGCAAAGCGCUCGCGAAAAACUCCACCCACUUAUCGUAUUCGCUGACCGUGCAGUCAGAGGCUCUGGGCACCGGAAACAUAAUCAGACAUUCAGCCAUCAAGAUGGACUUCACAUGCGUUUAUCCAUACAGGAGAACAGUCAGCCUGCCUUUUCCGGUUUUCCCCGUUUCCAGUGAGAUGGUGAUGCAGGUGGAUGAGAUGGAAGCCACGGUCCAGAUGGUUUUGUAUUCAGACCACACCUACACGAAGGCCCACACCAGUGCUCCAACCAUCGAGCUCAGAGACAAGGUGUAUGUGGAGGUGAGUGUGACGGAGCCUGAGGACUACUUCCUGCUGCGGGUGAACGAGUGCUGGGCCACGCAGACCCAACAGCCCAACUCCACCGAGGGUCUGGUCCACAGCCUGAUUCAGCACGGCUGUGUGGACGACCACACCGUCUCCUUCCACGGUGAGGAGGACCAGAAGCUGGGACACAACGGGCAGAGCUCCAGCGUCCGCUACAGCUUUGAGAUGUUCCGCUUCCUGACGGAUCCUCACGAGCUCUACCUGCACUGCAGCAACUGUAACUCGGUCAGUAAGAGGGAGGCCGUGAGGGCGGGUCCCGCCCAGGGCCUGCUGUCGUAUGGGCCCAUCAGGAUCCAAAUGCCAGACGGACCCAAGUCCAGCAUACUGACAGCGGUGGUGCUGCCGGUGGCUGGAGUCUGGACCUUAGGCUUCUUCCUGUCCAUCCUCAUCUCCGUGGCCAAGGCGGGCAGCAGGAGGACGGUAAAGAAGGAGGACCCGGCCAAUGCAGCCUGGGGGAGCAUGACCAUACAGCACCAAUAAAGGUUUAUUCAAACAGAACCCUGUUUGUGCUGUCGUUCCUGCACACAUGUCGUCAGGGCAUGUUGUUUACACCCUGAUGGGGAUGAUGAGCGGCCCAUAAAGAGCACUUGGACGUAAACCUGAGCCUUAAGGGAGGGGGCAGCAGGUCAUGCCAGUCCACACGGUCAAACGCAGACAGUUGCCUUUUUUAAUGAACUUGAUCAGAAAAAAACUCUUCUUGUGUGCUGACAGUUCAGUUUCUGAUAUGAUGGAUGUCUAUAAUGGUCACAUGAUGCUAAAAAGCCAUGGGAAGGGGGGGGGGGUGGUUCACCGACUGACCCCCACUCACCCGUGGAUCACAUCCAAACGGUGAAGCCAUGAUGUCCUGUCAUGAAUAUCUGGGGGAAUCCACUUUUUGGGGUCCGGUUUGAAACCCAUUCUGCGUCCAGCUGCAGUUCCCCUGCUGACCGGCAGAGGGCUGCUGCGCCUCUGGCCCUCGGACGUGGGCCAGCUUCACGG
This is a messenger RNA of Menidia menidia (Atlantic silverside), 1954 nucleotides long. The record is from the annotation of a GenBank genome assembly. Lineage: Eukaryota; Metazoa; Chordata; Actinopteri; Atheriniformes; Atherinopsidae.